Molecule: messenger RNA, 276 nt
Organism: Knipowitschia caucasica
Lineage: Eukaryota; Metazoa; Chordata; Actinopteri; Gobiiformes; Gobiidae
Source: the annotation of a GenBank genome assembly
AUGGCGGAGCAGGGAGCACAAGAGUCCGCUAAAAUGACCCUGACAGCGGCACAGAAACAACUUUUAACCCGUCGAAAGGAGCUGGAUUACUGGCAGAAAAAUGCACGACAGAUGCGGGGCCGAAACCUUCUGACGGGUCUCACGAUCGGAGCGUUUGUCCUUUCCAUGUUCAGCUACACCAUUUAUUCCGUCAAACAGGAGAAGAUCAUGGAUGAAAUCGACGAUGAAGCGCGGAUCCAUAUCAUGCGAGGCCCUCGCACUGGGGCAAACUCCUAA